UCCCUCUCUCUCUAAACAACUCGCUCGCGCUCUGCAAAUCCUCUCGCUAAUUCUCUCUCUCUCUCUCUACAUCCCGAUUGAAAGAACACGGCAGAGAAGAUCAAACCCCCAAAUUUCAGUCAAUCUCUCUCUCUCUCUCUCUCUCUCUUUUCAUUUGGAUCCCCGUAGGCUCUAGGUCCUCCGUUCGAGAAUACCUUAGUUUUUGGAAGAUCUAGAUAAAAAUAUUUAAAAAUAGAACCCUAGGCCUGUCGUCCCGUUCGAUGCUUAUUCCGGAGCCGUUUCACCCAGCUUUUUAGGAUGUUUUGAUGAAUUUUUCUUGAAAUUUACACGAUACUCGAGUUUUGAUUUUCAGAAAAAGUUGAUCAUACUUGUAUGCAUGUGUGCUUUGGUGUUUGGAUUGGACAAAUUUUGAUUAGGGAGAGUUUUGGGUGGGUUUUUGAAAUAUUUGGUGUAUUGGGUAUUUUGCUGUAGAUUGAGCUGGAUGGACCAGAGAAUGGAUUUUCUUUGUUUUUAGGGUUCUAGUGGUAGUACCGUAGUGGGUUAGACUUUUUUUUGCUGAUUUUGUAUUGCCGGGGAGUUUCGAAAUUCGAUUUUUGGAUAUGGUAAUAUAUGAUGGGUGAGCUGGGGUUACUGAUUUUCUUGCUCUGAAUUGUAUAACUUUCUGUAUCGAAUUGACUCUUCGGGUUAGAAUUGGUGUACCAGUUCGGCGAAUAAUGGAUUAUUGAAUUAAAGCUUUCUGUGGAGGUAGGAAGUUCUUGUGUUGAUUUGGAAUGCUGCUAUGGUUUCUGGGCUUUGCCAUUUGAGCUUGGUGUAGUGACUAUUGAAUUGAAGAGUGGUUGUUUUCUUAUGGUUGAGAGGUUACGUUGAUUAGGUCGUAGUUCAGAUAUACUGUUUGCAUCGGGUUUUUUCAAAAUGAGCUUAGAGAACGAAGAACCACGCUCACCAGAUCAUCUUACCGAAACGAAUCACGAAAUGCAAAAGAAGUCGAAAAUAUCAUAUACGAGAGAAUUCCUACUGUCGUUUAGUGAAUUAGAUACUUGCAAGAAACUACCAAGUGGGUUCGACCAGUCAAUAUUAAGUGAAUUCGAGGAUGCUUUCAAAGAUCGACAGAGAACUAGUGGUUUGUCAGCUCAUAGUUUCAGGCGAAACGAGUAUGGUCCAUCUCCACCUACUAGAGGGGAUGUAGCUGGUUAUUCACGGCCAAUCCAUGGAAGGUGGGAAAGUCGUUCAACUGGACGGAGUGACAAGGAUAAUGACUCGCAAUCUGAUAAGGAUUCUGAUUCAGGAAGGCAUUUUGGGAACCAGUCUCGGCGGCCAUGGCAGGUUCCUGAGCAUGAUGGACUACUCGGAAGUGGUUCCUUUCCUAGACCGGCUGGGUUUACUGCAGGGGUAUCAGCACCAAAAGUUCGACCUAACGAACCAUACCAGUUGAAUAGAACCAAUGAGCCAUACCACCCUCCCCGUCCUUACAAGGCAGCACCUCACUCGCGGAGGGAUACUGAAUCAUUUGAUGAUGAAACGUUUGGUUCUUCUGAGUUGACAAGUGAGGAAAGAGCAGAAGAGGAAAGAAAGAGAAGAGCAUCAUUUGAAUUGAUGAGGAAAGAACAGCAAAAAGCACUUCAAGAGCAGAAGCUGAAGCCAGAGAAGAAUAAAGGUGAUUUUGACUUUGCCACACUGGUGGAUGAUUCCAAAGAUGGGAGGAGACAUAGAAGCAGUGAAGUAGAGGAGCGUCUCAUACCCCAAGCUUCAAGUACUGAUUCUGAAAAAUCUAGUUUACUCUUGCAAACUGCUGCACCCAGACCUCUUGUACCCCCAGGUUUUGCUACCACCGUUUUGGAGAGAAAUCUUGGACCAAAAUCCUUGAGUCAUUCCCAUGAAGUUGAGGUUGGGAAUUUUGAACUUGAGGAAAAUAUCUUACAUGCCAAAAGUAAACCUGUUUUAAGUGGGACUUUGGAUAACCAAGUGGAGAAACAAUCAACUGAACAAAUGAUCUUGAGCAAGCAACAACAUGGAAGUGCAAGUACUCAUGCCUCAGUUGAUAGCCUGAGUGAGAAGAAUCGAAAUCCGUCACCACCUCAAGGUGCCUUGAAUAAGAUAAUUGGCAUUGAGAGUCAACUCUAUAACAUAGCUAAUACAUCACAAGCUCUAGAAGCCUCCAGAAAUAGUGAAGUAAUUGGCCUCAAUACUGAGAAGGUGAUGGGGACUACGAUUGUUGGUGAAUCCAAUCAAGGUCCUUCUGCGUCGAUACUGGAAAAGUUCUUUACCAAUGCUGUAGCAUUAAAUGUAGUUGGCUCCUCUAAUAUCACUGAGCAUCAAGAUUUUAAAGAUGAUGAGACACAGAGCUCUGACACUACCCAUUCUUCCAAGUUUGCUCGUUGGUUUCAUGAAGAAAGGAAACCUAGUGAUGAUUUCUCAUCUGGAAGGCAAAAUGACUUACUUUCAUUGAUCGUUGGUGGUGAAAAAGGUGGAUCCAACAUUUCUGAUGGGAAGAUACUUGAUCACAGUUUUCCUAGUUUUUCUUCUCAAACCUCUGAACCUGCAGACAGGGUUAUGAAAUCAGAUGUAGUAUCUCCUACAGUUGGUAACUCUGAGGAUUUUUCCAAAAGUAUUAAACCAGAGGCAGUUUCGACAGUCCUUACAUGUGAAGACCUUGAACAAUCGAUUCUGUCUGGUAUUAGUGAAAAUGUUCUGACCUUGCAGCCCCCUGUUCAAAAGUGGAGUCCUCCUGGGGCUGGUGGAAAGCCUGAGCAGCUGAAAGCUAAUGUUGAUAAUAAUGCAUCCCAUCACCUACUUUCACUGUUGCAUAAGGGAACAAGUGUGAGUGAUAUGGAACCAUCCUAUAAUCAAGAAACAACGUAUUCUGAAAAAUUACAUGACACUGAAGGAGCAACUAUUGGCACCGCAAUUCACAGUUCAAAAAAGGAAAUUGCUGAAAAUGUUUCUAUUGCAGGGAAGAACCUGACCCUUGAAACACUGUUUGGAACUGAUUUUAUGAAAGAGUUGCAAACAGUUGGAGCGCCAGUUUCUGUUAAGAGGGGCCCAAUGGGGUCUGCAAGAGUAGAUCCUAUGGAGCCUCAUGGGGUGCCUUUUCCUGUGACAGAUAGCAGUCUAAUUCCUCCUGCAAUUCAAAUUGGACACAACUCAACUAGUCAUAGUAGUAGUGACUCAACAGCAAAUAGGAGGAAGCAAACAAAAUCAGAUACGAUCGAAGAGCCGUGGCUAGGUCUCAAUAAUCCUCAUAUUGAAGUAGGUUCAUCACAGGUUCGAACCGACUUGGGUUCUAAGAUUGGGGUUUUUGAGGGGCAUCCUGAUUUUCGACUUCCUGAGGAGGAUAGCUUGAUUGCAGCCAGCGAACCGUUGAACAUACAAAGUUCUAUGUCUUCUCGAAGUCAAAUGAAAAGCAAAUUGUUCUCCUCCCCAAACACCCAUGUGGACAUUGUUGAAAAGUUGGCAGCUAUGAAUUCUGGCUUUAAAGAUGAAAGAAGAAUGGGAAGCCAAGAAGUUCCUCCUCCUUUUCUUCGUGGUCCUUAUGAUGUGACAGAGCCUGAUAUUCCAUAUCAGAACCUUAAUGUGCAACCAUCUUCUCAACAGCCAUCAUCCUCAUUGAAUCAUGUGGGUCCCCCAUUCCACCCUUUAGACUCUCGUCCUGGCAACAUCAACUCUCAGAUUAAUUUUAUGGGGCGAGAAGGCAUUAUGCGAAGCGAUCCUCCACCAAAUCAUCAAUUUCAAUCAAAUAUGCUUCGUCCACCUUUCUAUCAUCCCAACACUGGUCAAUCUGGGUUUGAUGCUCACACCCAUCACCCUAUGAUGCAACAGAUGCAUAUGCAAGGCAACUUUCCUCCGCCUCACCUGCUACAAGGAUUAUCCAGUUCUCCACCCCAGCCUCCUCAUCCCAAUCGUGGUGCACCUCCACCUGCUCAUCCAAACAGUCAGGCUUUUAUGCAAGAAUUGAACCCAAUGCAAGGUUUCCCUUUUGGUCCCCGGCAGCCCAACUUUGGUGGUCAUGGAAUGCCAUUGCCCGCUGCUGACGUUGCCGGUGGAAGCAACCACCAUCCAGAGGCACUCCAAAGGCUCAUUGAGAUGGAACAAAGGUCAAACCCGAAACAGAUUCACCAGUUUGCUGGUAGCGGACACAAUCAAGGGACGUACGGACACAAACUGGACAUGGGUUUCGGGUAUAGGUAGGUCGCUCGGAUGUCUCGAAACUCGGUGUAUUUUCAAUGUAUUCAGAUUUCAGAGUCCUCUUGGAUGAUAUGUGCAACUCAACGGACGGGCGAUGUGUUUGAUAUUGCUUCUUUGAAAUGGAUGUGUUGAGGGUAGGUGGUGUAAUUAAUGGAUUUUUCUUGA
This is a messenger RNA of Pyrus x bretschneideri (Chinese white pear), 4347 nucleotides long. RefSeq lists its product as uncharacterized. The record is from RefSeq and is a predicted model, not a curated record. NCBI's taxonomy places the organism in Eukaryota, Viridiplantae, Streptophyta, Magnoliopsida, Rosales, Rosaceae.